Molecule: messenger RNA, 3795 nt
Organism: Brettanomyces bruxellensis
Lineage: Eukaryota; Fungi; Ascomycota; Pichiomycetes; Pichiales; Pichiaceae
Gene: DRS2
Product: aminophospholipid translocase
Exons: 1
Coding region: 1-3795 (1264 amino acids)
Biological process (GO): intracellular protein transport; phospholipid translocation; endocytic recycling
Cellular component (GO): plasma membrane
Molecular function (GO): ATP binding; ATP hydrolysis activity; magnesium ion binding
Source: RefSeq, a predicted model, not a curated record
AUGAGUUACAGGAAGGGAAGCCAGUUUGUGAUAGAUGACGAUGAUUUUUUUGGGGAGGACAUACAGAUGGAUGAGAUGGACCCGUUUGCAGAUGGCGGGGGAGGAGAUGAGGUGAAUGGGGGAGAUAUGGAUGAGGUGAGCAUGGAUGAUAUGGGGAAUAGUGCGAAUCCGUUUGAGGAGGGGGGAGGAGUUAGAAAUGGACGUAGAAGUGGAGAUAGAAGUGGCAAUAGAAAUGAAAAUAGAAACGGAGAUAGAAGUAUCAGAGGCAAUGAUAGAGCAAAUGAAUUGAACACAUCCCACCACUCCCUCAAGACAUGGGCAUCGCAUCUUUUCGGGCGGAUAAAGAGCAUUACAGACCACGGCAGAAAGCAGGAUGCAGAAAGCAGGCAGGGGACCAGGGAGGUGUUUGUGAAUUCAAGCCAGAACAACGAGCAGUUCUGCGAUAACCGGGUUUCCACAGCAAAGUACAACGCGGUGACGUUCUUGCCGAAAUUCCUGGCGGAGCAGUUCUCAAAGUACGCAAACGUGUUCUUCUUGUUCACGUCGUUGAUCCAGCAGGUGCCGACGGUGUCGCCGACGGGUCGGUACACGACGAUCGGCACGUUGGCAGUGGUGAUUGCAGUCUCAGCAGUGAAGGAAGUCCACGAGGACCUGAAACGGCGGGCUGCGGACGAAGAAUUGAACCAAUCACGGGCGGACAUCCUGGACGUGGGGCUGGCGGACUUCGUGUCGCGGCGGUGGACGGAUGUGCGGGUCGGGCAGGUGGUGAAAGUGCAAGAGGGCGAGGCUGUGCCGGCGGACAUGGUGAUUUUGUCGACUUCGGAGCCCGACGGGCUCUGCUACGUGGAGACGGCGAACUUGGACGGGGAGACGAACUUGAAGAUCAAGCAGGCGCGGCAGGAGACGGCCGGGAUGGUGAGCCCGGGGGAGAUUUCGCGUUUGGAGGGCCGGAUUGUCGGGGAGCAGCCCAACAGCAGCUUGUACACGUACGAGGGCACGCUGUACGUUGCUGGGGGCCCCGUGGUGGCCCUCUCGCCGGACCAGGUGCUCCUCCGCGGGGCCACGGUGAAGAACACGCGGUGGGUGCAAGGGGUGGCGAUUUUCACGGGCCACGACUCGAAGCUGAUGCAGAAUGCCACGGCUGCCCCGAUCAAGACCACCGACAUGGAGCGGAUCAUCAACCGGCAGAUCCUCGCGCUCUUGGCGUUGUUGGUGCUGCUUUCUGUGGUUUCGUCGCUCGGUGACAUCAUCACGUUGUCGGCACACUCUUCCACGAUGGAGUACGUGGGCCAGAAGCAGACGAACAAGGCCGGGUUGUUCUUCCUGGACAUCCUCACGUACUGGAUUCUCUACUCGAACCUCGUGCCGAUCUCGCUCUUCGUGACCGUGGAGAUCAUCAAGUACUACCAGGCGUAUUUGAUAGGCUGCGACCUCGACCUGUACUACGAGCCGACGGACACGCCGACGGUGGCCCGGACCUCUUCGUUGGUGGACGAGUUGGGGCAGAUCGGGUACGUUUUCAGCGACAAGACGGGCACGUUGACGCGGAACGUGAUGGAGUUCCGGGCGUGCUCGAUAGCCGGCCGGUGCUACACUGACCGGAUACCUGAGGGGGAGGCAGCGAGGGUUGUUGACGGGGUUGAGGUUGGGUACAGGGGGUACGAAGAGAUGGAAGGAGAAGAGAGUGAAGAGAUAGAAGGAGAAGAAAGAGAAAGUAAAGAAAGCGAAGAUCCUCCCCAAGACAACCUACAACACCACCCCACGUGCAUUAGAAUGUUCCUCACACUCCUUGCCACGUGCCACACGGUGAUCCCCGAGGUGCAGGAGGACGGCAGCGUGAAAUACCAGGCGUCGUCUCUUGACGAGGGGGCGUUAGUGGAAGGGGCCCGGCGCCUUGGGUACGAGUUCCGGGUCCGGAAGCCGGCGAGUGUGGGCAUUCGCGUGGGAAACGAGAUGCAGGAGUUCAAGCUUCUCAACAUCUGCGAGUUCAACUCGACGCGGAAGAGAAUGAGCUGCGUGUUCCGGUGCCCGGACGGCCGGAUCCGGGUGUUCGUGAAGGGAGCAGACAGUGUGGUGUUCAGCCGGCUCGAGCCCCAGUCACGGUACGUGGAGGCGACGGCAGCCCACCUGGAGGCGUUUGCCGGGGAUGGGUUGCGGACGUUGUGCCUCGCGGAGCGCGUGGUGGGCGAGAAGGAGUACCAGGAGUGGAACCGGGUGUACCAGGCGGCCGCGGUGAGUGUGGAGGCCCGGUCGCGGCGGCUGGACGAGGCGGCGGAGCAGAUUGAAACACACUUGCACCUCCUGGGGGCCACGGCCAUCGAGGACAAGCUCCAGGACGGCGUUCCCGAGACGAUCCGGGCGAUGCAGCAGGCCGGCAUCAAGGUGUGGGUUUUGACGGGGGACCGCCAGGAAACAGCGAUAAACGUGGGCAUGAGCUGUGGGUUGCUCUCGGAGGACAUGAAUCUUUUGAUAGUGAACGAGCAGACCAGGGAGGCGACCCGCGAGAACAUCGCGGACAAGCUGAGUGCCCUGGAGCAGGCCCAGGGGGAAGAUACAGACAGCCUGGCCCUGGUGAUCGACGGGCGGUCGCUCGGAUUCGCCCUAGAGCCCGAGAUGGAGGACUCGCUGCUGGCACUGGCCCUACGCUGCAAAGCAGUGCUCUGCUGCCGGGUCUCGCCCUUGCAGAAGGCCCUCGUGGUCAGGCUCGUCAAGAGAAAGACAAACGCGAUCCUCCUGGCGGUCGGCGACGGGGCAAACGACGUCUCGAUGAUCCAGGCCGCACACGUGGGCGUGGGAAUCAGCGGGCUCGAGGGAAUGCAGGCAGCCCGGGCUGCAGACUUCUCCGUGGGCCAGUUCCGGUUCCUCCGCAAGUUGCUCCUCGUGCACGGCGCCUGGUCCUACCACCGGCUCUCGCAGGCCAUCCUCUACUCCUUCUACAAGAACAUCGUGCUCUACAUGUGCCAGUUCUGGUUCGCCUUCAGCAACGGCUUCUCCGGCCAGUCCAUCGUCGAGUCCUGGACCUUGACCAUGUACAACGUCAUCUUCUUGGCCCUCCCACCUUUCGUCAUCGGCAUCUUCGACCAGUACAUCUCCCAGGACAUGCUGCUCCGCUACCCGCGGCUCUACACGCUCGGCCAGCACGGCCACUUCUUUAACGUCCAGAUCUUCUGGGCCUGGGCCGCAAACGCCUUCUACCACUCCGGCAUCAUCUUCCUCGCCGUGCUUUUCAUCUACCGCCGGGGCAACGCCCUCCCGGACGGCAACAUCGCCAACAUCUGGGUCGUGGGAAUCACACUCUACACAUCCUGCCUCCUCACCUCACUCGGAAAGGCCGCCCUCGUCUCCUCGCAGUGGACCAAGUUCACCUUGCUCGCCAUCCCGGGCUCUUUCCUCAUGUGGCUCAUCGCAUUCCCGCUCUACGCCGUCAUCGCCCCCCGUGCAGGCGUCUCUCUCGAGUACUGGGGUGUUUUCCGCUACGUCUACGGGUCCCCGACCUACUGGCUGGCCAUCAUCGUCAUCCCGGUCCUCUGCCUUCUCCGUGACUUUCUCUGGAAGUACUACAAGCGCAACUGGAACCCAGAGAUGUACCACGAGGUCCAGCGUGUCCAGAAGUACCACAUCCAGGACCACCGGCCCAAGUUCUCCUCUUUCCAGAGCACCAUUCGCAAGGUUCGCCAGGUCCGCCGGAUGCGUAAGCAGAGGGGCUUUGCUUUCUCCCAGACACGUGGCCAGGGUGAUCUUGUGCGGAAGUACGACACUACCAAGACCAGGGGGCGGUAUGGUGAGCUGCAGUGA